This is a messenger RNA of Nilaparvata lugens (brown planthopper), 2726 nucleotides long. Its product is annotated as gamma-soluble NSF attachment protein-like. The record is from RefSeq and is a predicted model, not a curated record. The transcript has 2 exons. Bases 35 to 292 code for a protein of 85 amino acids. Lineage: Eukaryota; Metazoa; Arthropoda; Insecta; Hemiptera; Delphacidae. Gene Ontology annotation, molecular function: protein binding.
ACGAAUAAUUUGUUGACAGGUGCAAACGCUGGAAAUGCUGCUGUCGGCUUACGACGAGGAGGACCCGGACGCGGCUCGGUCGGCGCUGAACAGUCCGUUCAUCAAGCACAUGGACGUGGAGUACUCGCGCCUGGCACGUGACCUGCCUCUGCCGCCUGGCAACUCCAGUCAGCCCAAGGGCCAGGUGCGCCAGAACGCCGCGCCCUCUUAUGUCUCUACCCGAUCACAGGGAGGUGGCGCAGCGGCCCCCAGUGGAGGGGAUGAAGACGACUUUGAAGGGGGAUUAUGUUAGGAGCAACUGGCCUAAAUUUUAGAUUUUAAUUUUAUCUAUACUGUACUUGCUUUUUGAUGGUUUUUUUGUCAAUAUAAAACUUUCACAUUUGCUUCGCCAAUCAUAGCCAUGAAAUGACGUUUAAAAUAUUUUAAACUCAAGCUAUAUUGUCAGUAAGACAUCAAAUACAUGAAUGUUUAUUUAUUUUAAAUACGCAUUUACCGGUAAUUUAUAUUGUCUAAGUUUAACGGAUGGUGGGUUUGAAUUGGUAAUGAACUGCGUUUUGCAGUUUGCUCGGGUGGGUAUACCACUAUUAGAUAUCAGUUUGACAACAACGAAAAUGUUAAUACACAAUAUAGUACAGUACAUUGAAUUUUGAAUUAUAUUUCAAUUAUUGAUUACAGUAUUGAUAACAUUCCCCAUCCUUUGUACCUCAGGACUAAAGCCAAGUACUAAGAUUAAGAACCCGGGGCUUGUUUAGGAAUUUUUCAGAAUAUCUCAGCCGUAUUCCUCUACAUAUUAUAUUAUUGGAUCACUAAUUACAAAAGCUUUAUUACUACAAUGUUUAGAAAAGGCAAAAAUAAGAAAUGGAAGGAGUGGGCUCGAAUAUAUUUGUUGUCUUUUGAAACAGUUCGCCGUAACUUGAGUUUGUUCUCUAUGUAUCUUCCUUUCAAGGCGUCUUCCUCCAAUGCAAACAAAUUUCAAGUCAUUUUCUUGCCUAAAAAUGGAUUAAUGGGCUAAAAAGAUACUUAUAUAAUUUUUGUUUUGAAGAUUCUUGAUUGUAGUUGCAUUUAAAAUUAGAAUUAGUUCAAGAGAUUUGCUAUAUAAUUUGAAAGAGAAUUCUCUUUCACUGAAAAGUUUGGUUCAUUGGCUCCUAUCUGAUUCCAGCACCUCAACCAAACUUUGAAAAUUUGCAUGUGUUUCUGCUUAAGUACUUUACUUGUGAGUUAUCUGGAAACUUUUUGAAAAAAUCUAAAUGUAACAUAACUUUGAAAAAUCUUUCUAAUCGUCAUACAUUCCUUAAUUUAAAUUUAGAAACUCGUAAAGCAUUGUACAAAUUGUAUUAUGUGAUAAACUUGAUCUCUUGUAAAUUGUAUAUUUCAAAGUAGAUAUUUGUUUAAAUUAAUUUGAGAGACAAUUCGUCUUUCUCGGAAUUUUCUUUUUCUAAUAGGAUUACUUUUACCUAAAUUCAAUCAAAUAUUUUAUCUUUGAAAUCGUUAAAAAAGUAGAAAACUUGUUUUUAAGAUGAUGAUAGAUAGUAAUAUUCAUUCACUUAUUAUAGGUAAUAAUCACUCAGUUAACCUCUGCACUAAAUAACCUAUUCAUAUGGUGUCCUUUCAUCAAGUUACAUUUUGUAGCAUUUUCAAUGCUAUGGAUGGUCGUUGUAACUGAAAAUUGUUGAAUUCUAUGUAAAUAUUUUAUUGUUAUCUGUAAAUUGUUCGUUGGUUAUCAAUAUUGUUUUCACUAAUAUUAAUACUAUUGUAUUUUUACAUAGGCUAACUUUAAAGUGAAAAACACUCACAUUCUUUGGUGUGGCGACUGCCACGGUCGUCGCCACAGCACAACGAAUGUGAGUGUUUUUUCACUUUAAAGUUAUUUAAAUUGUUAAUUUAAUGGUAACGUAUAGCUAUAGGUUUUUAUCCUCUUACUGUUAACAGAUUCUUUCAUUUUUAGUACUUGUUUGAAAAUGUCAUUAAAGCUUGCAUUAAUAAGAUUAUGAUGAACUUGAUGCUCUAAAUAUAUUAACAAUUAUUCCAACAUUCAAUUAUUGAUGAGAUUGUGAAUAGUUUAGUGCUAAUGUUUGAUGACAAGUAUUUGUCGAUUAUCUCUCUAGUGAAACGUGGUUGUUGAACAAGAUGACGUAUCUAAAUCUCAUAUUGGGUUAUAUUUCCGGCUAAAUCUUCAAUCUUUGUUUAAUUAUUAUUGAUCAUAACUUACCGGCUACUGUUAGGAUUACUCAAACUUCAAGUCCAUUCAGAAAAGAUUGAACUUUUUCAAAAUUGAGGUUUUAAGUAGGUCUAUACUAAUGUUGAAGUUUUCUAAAAUCAUUACUUUUCUCCAGUGGCGAAUUCUCAGAGCAUGCUAGGAUUUGUUUUUCAUAUUUAUGCAUCUUAUGUGCUCGUGUUUUUAAAUGAAUAUUUGGUUUAAUUCAAUAAAGAAUAUGGUCACUAGACUAGAGAAUAGUGUAAAAUUUGACUAUUUAUGUUAAACAGUAUAUUCUUAUAAUGUUAUCUUGAAGAUACUCAAACAAAACUCAACAAAUUAAUAAUACAAAAACGUUAUUAUCGCUUAGCGUAUAUUUGCACUGUUGCAACGCGCAUCCAGAUAGUGUUGAAAGAAUUGUGUAGGAACUUAAGAGCGAUUCAUUAUUGUAUCAAAUAAUACUUGUCCACUAUUACUGUAAUUGAUUGAAUGGAAAUCAUCUGGAAAUACAGAAAUAAAGCCUACGACUUGA